This is a messenger RNA of Plasmodium coatneyi, 1860 nucleotides long. RefSeq lists its product as uncharacterized. Gene Ontology annotation, molecular function: dynein complex binding. Lineage: Eukaryota; Apicomplexa; Aconoidasida; Haemosporida; Plasmodiidae. The transcript is spliced from 4 exons. Gene Ontology annotation, cellular component: dynactin complex. The record is from RefSeq and is a predicted model, not a curated record. Gene Ontology annotation, biological process: mitotic spindle organization. The coding region runs from base 1 to 1860 and encodes 619 amino acids.
AUGAACAACGACAAAUUGGUGAAGCUGUUUUCCCUAAACCUGGGUAACAGAGGAAUGGGGAAAAAAGAAAGGCCUGCCCCCAUGGGGGGAUCAGCACACGCUUCUGACGUGUCUCACACGUCCAGCGGGGUGGAAAAGCAAUCGAACAGCUUCCUAGGUUGGGGUUCAGCCAAAACGUCCACAAACGAUUCGUGUACCUCCAUAAAGAGUGAACAGCUAAAUCCGUAUAAGCGCGUAAAAUCACUAAGUGAGUAUGUAUACAAAUUUAAAAAGCUAUCCCCUGAAGGGGGAACAGCGCAGGGGGGUAGCAACAUAUUUAGGAAAUUUAACACGAACAGGCGUAAAAUAAACUCAUCGGAUUUGUGGGAUCGUUCCAGUGUCCAAUCUGGGGAGCACUCCACGUCGAAUUCUUGCGGUGCCAAUUUGGCAACCACGUCACAGGUGACAUCGUUCAUGACACCGCCGGGCAACUCCUCACAGACCUCACGUGCAGACUCAAAUUCUCACUUAGAGUUCAAGUCGAUACCAAGCGGAACGAGUGCCAACAAGGAAGCAGAUAUUUUGCCUGAUCAAGAAGAAGGGUAUUCUAGACCUAACGAUAAUUCUCCAUUUGCCGAUGAAGAAGACGCCACCAUUUCUUCUCGCCCUCAUCUUCUACAGAACUACAAAACGUUCAAAUCGCAUAUGAGCAUAGAUUCAUCCCCCUUGUGUUCUUAUUUAAAUACCAUUGGUCGGUUAGAAACGAAGGGGCACAACGCGGGGACAGCUCUCCAGAGCAGCGAUCCCCCCUUAUGCAAAACUGGUACAGAGAUGACCAACCUGGAAAAGGACGUUGAGGGGGAGGAACCUGCCCGCGGACCGCCACCAACAGAAUGUCGAAUGGACGAAAACGAAGUAAACGACUUCUUCAAGAUUGCCAUUGUGCAAAACAGAGUGAUAAGCAGACAUAAGCAAAACACAGAAAAAAAAGUGAAAAAAUUAUUUUACAAAAAUAGGAAAAUGUGUAUAACUAUCAAAAUGAAUAAAUAUAAAAGUAAAAAAUUAUGGACAGAGUUAACAUAUAGUGAAAAUAAAGCAUUGAUAAAUUUACGACAAAAUAAAAAUUAUAUAUAUAGUAGAAAAAUCAGAAAAUGUCUUUUUAAGUUCUUCCUGGACUAUAUCAUUUCUUUUUACUUCAUGAAGGACACCAACUGGGUGGAAGCAAGAAGGGGGCCCUUCAACAGUCGUGUGAAUAGGCACAUUUUGCAGCUUUCGCUAAUUAGUGGUUCUUACAGGGGUCCUACAAAUGGGGUGUCAUUUUCCCCAAUUAAAAGUCCACACAAAAGGGACGCACCAAAAAAAACGAAAGAGAGAAACAACCACCAUGCAAAAAAUGAGGUAGUACAAGAAAUCUUAGCAAAACCUUCCUACCUCUUAGCCACCCCAGGUAGUAACGUUAAAGUAGGCAGUGGCAACAUUUUAUUUCCAGGUUGCUACAUCAGCUCAAACAAGGGGAACAUCUACAUCGGCGACAACAACUUAUUUGAGGACAACAUAACCAUUAUCAAUUGUGCAAAUGCUGAUAUGUACAUUGGCAAUUAUAACAUAUUCCGAUCCGGGACAUUCAUAGCAAAUGUCCCCACCAUAGGGGAUCAUAAUUACUUUGACUAUAAGUAUAAGUGGGUCUUGAGUUUCAUAUCCAACAGCAGCGUUGGCUGUCGUUCAUAUAUUCGGGCCAACCUGUUUGGGGAAAAAAAUAGGGAUGGAAACCUUCACCCCUUCAGGUAUCACAACACUGUAACGGAUAUGUCCCCGGGAUUCGUCGACGAAAACGUGAAGGAAAUAAAACUGAGAUAUGACCACAUGAGUAGUUCGGCAUAA